This is a messenger RNA of Fusarium verticillioides 7600, 907 nucleotides long. RefSeq lists its product as hypothetical. The transcript has a single exon. Lineage: Eukaryota; Fungi; Ascomycota; Sordariomycetes; Hypocreales; Nectriaceae. The record is from RefSeq and is a predicted model, not a curated record. Gene Ontology annotation, biological process: nucleotide metabolic process. Bases 161 to 748 code for a protein of 195 amino acids. Gene Ontology annotation, molecular function: catalytic activity.
AUCAUCUCAACCUCGGUACCAUCUCUUCAUGCUCAUGAACUUGGAACAUCAUCAACCUCAACAUCGACGUCAUUAAUUUCACUCAAACAUUUCACUCUUCACCCAAACAUACUCAAGCUCAUACCAACUCAUACAUCACAUCUUGAGGAGAUCAUCGACCAUGUUUGAUCCUUCAGCUCCCCCGACAUCAUCAUGUCCCUUCUGCAUAAUCUCAUCCACCUUUGAGCCAUUCGACCCCUUAAAUCCACCACCAUCAACAUCCUCACUCAUCAACCCAGAGCUCGUAUCACCCGCCUCAUUCAUCGUUCUCUCAACGCCAGUCCUCGUCGCCUUCCUCGACAUUCUACCGCUAAGUCGCGGCCAUCUUCUUCUCUGCACACGGCCUCACCGUCCUAAACUCAGCGACGUGACGGCCUCUGAAUCCGCGCAUCUGGGCCGCUAUCUGCGCGUUCUAUCAAAAGCCAUGGCUCGUGCGACAGGCAUUGAAGAUUGGAAUGUGGUUCAGAACAAUGGAGCUGCUGCUGCGCAGGUCGUACCGCAUAUGCACUUUCACAUCAUCCCGAGGCCGGAGAUUAGAGCUAGUGGGAGGUUUAGUGAGAGCUUUACUAUGUUUGGGAGGGGGAGGAGAGAGGAGUUGGACGAUGAUGAGGCGGUGGUUUUGGCGGAGGAGUUUAGGCAGAGUGUUGCUGCUGUGAUGAGAGAGGAAGAGGAAGAGGAGAAGCAAAAAGAAAGCAAGGCUAAGCUGUGAGAGUUGAGGCUGCAUUUCUUGUUACCUUAUCGGCGUUUAGCGAUCCCGGAGAGAAGGUGGUUUGCCAAGUACUUGGCGGUCAAGAGAUUAAUAGAUUUCUAUACUUCUCAAUAUAAUACCCUUUGAUGAAGACACGUCUUCAUCGAAUUAUCACAUACC